Molecule: messenger RNA, 1602 nt
Organism: Brugia malayi
Lineage: Eukaryota; Metazoa; Nematoda; Chromadorea; Rhabditida; Onchocercidae
Gene: Bma-snx-17
Product: PX domain containing protein
Exons: 12
Coding region: 1-1602 (533 amino acids)
Biological process (GO): intracellular protein transport
Cellular component (GO): early endosome
Molecular function (GO): phosphatidylinositol binding
Source: RefSeq, a predicted model, not a curated record
AUGAUUCAUAUUUCGAUUCCAACAACGCAAACGUUAGUUGAAAUGGAUGGAAGUCGUACAUAUGAUGCAUUUGAUAUAUACAUUAAUGGUGCUUAUCAUGCAAGCAUACGAUAUUCUCAUUUAUUGAAACUUCAUGAGAAAUUACGUAAUCAUUUCGGACCGAAAUUGAAAACAUCCGAUUUUCCAUCAAAAAAGUUGUUCCGAACAUUAGAUCAAAAAGCAUUGGAUGAACGAAGACUAGCACUAGCACGUUAUUUUCAAACGAUGGUUCAACUUCAGUCAAUCGCUCAACACUUCAUAACUGAAAAUGCUUUUCUUAAUUUUCAAAUCGAAUCAUUUCGACCAUCAUCUAGUAAUGUUUCGGUUGAUAUUUUCAUGGCAGAUGGUACCAAGGAAACUGUCCGUUGCAACGUUGAACAUCCCACCGAAAUUAUUUUAAAGCGAUUUGCUGACAUUAUUGGUUUGAGUAUUGAAAACAUUGGAAGUUUUGGUUUAUUUGUGGCUAAACGACGGUAUGCUAGUGAUGAUGGUCACUUUAUGUCUUCUCUUGGUUCAGUGAAAUAUCCAGAUACACUUUCUGUUCGACUGUUGCGAAAUUUCGAGUCACCGUAUUUAUCAAUUCAUAUGUUGAAUCAGAAAUCGGCAGCAACAGGAGUGUUUUAUUUUAUUAUUAUUAGGAAGUUAAUCUGGGAUCCGAAAGUUGAGGAAGAGCUCAUGGAUGAUCCGGGAGCUGUUUUAUUGCUAUACAAGCAGGCCGCAAGUGAUUUGUAUAAUGGUCAUUUUGUACCCCGUCAAACAGAAAUCAAAAAUCGUUUGUUAGCUUUGGAAGAGCAAGGCAAUUGUACGCAGUUUCUUCGUUUGUGUCAUUUGGAGCCAAACUACAGUUAUGAAGUUUUGGAGCCUUGCUCAAGUAACUAUCCACGACCAGGAACGGAAUGCAAUUUGAAAAUUGGCCGACGUCGUAUUCUUUUGGAAUUCAAAGGUGAAGGUGCUAAGGAUGGUAUUUCAAGUGCUGAGUUUCGAGCAACAAGAAUUCGUGUAUGGCGAAUUUCUGAGCAAGAUAAUAGCGGUUUUACUUUUUUGUUCGAAUAUCUAAUAUCGAAAGGGGUAUUUCACUGGAUUACUCUGUAUACCAAUCAGGCCAUUUUGCUUUCUUUAUUGCUUCAAUCGAUUGGUUUUGAAAUUCUCAAGGAACAUCGCUCUUUAAUGACUACAUUUGGUAGCGUUGACUAUGAUUAUCCAACGAAAGAUGUGUUCAAAAUUUAUUCUUCGCAAGAAGAAGAUUCAAUGGGUUCUCCCGUUAUUUCGAGAGCUGUUCAGUAUUCAACACCAAUGGAGAAUGAAGUACAGAGGAUUUCAGUGCAGCCAAAAGAGGUCGAAAGAACCAAAAUCAUUGAAAAUCAUGAUGACUCAUUAACAAAUGGCCGAUCCGACAAUGGUAGCAUUCAUUCGAAUCAUCAUUCUAAUAGUAUCACUGAUAUAAAGCAUUCAGGAUCAAUUGCCAGUGAUUUAGAUGAAUCUGUACUGGAUGCUUUCACCACAAUUUCGAAGACAUUGCUGUUCAAGAGUGAAGGAUUUGAGAUUACAGACGAUGACUUAUAA